Molecule: messenger RNA, 10457 nt
Organism: Epinephelus moara (kelp grouper)
Lineage: Eukaryota; Metazoa; Chordata; Actinopteri; Perciformes; Serranidae
Gene: cdk19
Product: cyclin-dependent kinase 19
Exons: 13
Coding region: 139-1620 (493 amino acids)
Biological process (GO): protein phosphorylation
Cellular component (GO): mediator complex; nucleus; cytosol
Molecular function (GO): RNA polymerase II CTD heptapeptide repeat kinase activity; cyclin-dependent protein serine/threonine kinase activity; ATP binding
Source: RefSeq, a predicted model, not a curated record
CAGUGAACAUUAAGCGGAGCAGACCAAAAUCCCAAACAAGGAAAUGGUGGGGGAAUAAAACGACCAGAUUAUUUAAUUAAUGCAUGUAAUAAUUAAUAUUUUAUUUUAUUGUAAAUUAAGACGUAUUUAUGGGUUAAAAUGGAUUACGACUUCAAAACAAAGCUGGCGGCCGAGAGAGAGAGAGUAGAAGAUCUGUUCGAAUAUGAAGGUUGCAAAGUGGGUCGAGGCACCUACGGGCACGUUUAUAAAGCUAAGCGCAAAGACGGGAAAGAUGAGAAGGAGUAUGCACUGAAACAAAUAGAAGGCACUGGAAUAUCGAUGUCUGCCUGUAGGGAGAUCGCUCUGUUACGAGAACUGAAACACCCAAAUGUGAUUGCCCUGCAGAAAGUGUUCCUGUCCCACAGUGACAGAAAGGUUUGGCUCCUCUUCGACUAUGCCGAACAUGACCUCUGGCACAUCAUCAAGUUCCACCGUGCCUCUAAGGCCAACAAGAAGCCCAUGCAGCUGCCCCGAGGGAUGGUGAAGUCUCUCCUGUAUCAGAUUCUGGAUGGGAUCCAUUACCUCCAUGCCAACUGGGUGCUCCACAGGGAUCUGAAACCAGCCAACAUCCUGGUGAUGGGGGAAGGUCCUGAACGAGGAAGAGUUAAAAUCGCUGACAUGGGUUUCGCCAGACUCUUCAACUCUCCCCUUAAGCCGCUGGCGGACCUCGACCCUGUGGUAGUGACCUUCUGGUACAGGGCCCCUGAAUUGCUGCUGGGGGCCCGGCACUACACCAAAGCUAUUGAUAUUUGGGCAAUUGGCUGCAUCUUUGCGGAGCUGCUAACGUCCGAGCCCAUCUUUCACUGUCGCCAGGAAGACAUCAAGACCAGUAACCCUUUCCAUCAUGACCAGUUGGACAGGAUAUUCAGCGUCAUGGGGUUUCCCGCAGAUAAGGACUGGGAAGACAUUAGGAAGAUGCCAGAGUACCCGACACUGCAGAAAGACUUCAGGAGGACAACGUAUGCAAACAGCAGCUUAAUCAAAUACAUGGAGAAGCAUAAAGUCAAACCAGACAGCAAAGUUUUUCUCUUGCUCCAGAAACUCCUCACCAUGGACCCCACCAAGAGAAUCACAUCAGAGCAGGCACUGCAGGACCCGUACUUCCUGGAGGAGCCGUUACCAACCACUGAUGUGUUUGCUGGGUGUCAGAUCCCGUACCCAAAACGAGAGUUUCUAAAUGAAGACGAGCCAGAGGAGAAAACAGAAAAGAACCAGACUCAGCAGCACCAGCAGACGACAGGCCAGACUCAGGCCCAGAACCAGCAGCAGACAGCAGCCCAGCAGGCCCCCUCCCAGCAGAGCUCAGCCCAAACCAACGGCACUGCCGGAGCCACGGGGGCCACCGCUGGCGGGGGUCUACAACACGGCCAAGACCAGGGGCCCCCCAACAAGAAACCUCGGAUCGGGCCCUCUGGGGCCUCCUCAGGCACUGGGGUGCUCCAGUCAGAGUACCAGCACUCCAGCUCCCGCCUUGGUUACCAAAGCAGCGUCCAAGGUUCCACUCAGCCCCAGAGCACCAUGGGAUACACGUCAUCAUCCCAGCAGAGCUCCCAGUACUCCCACCAGACCCACCGUUACUGAGGCUCCCAGUCACUCCCGAACCAGCAGAGGAGUCAUCUCCUCCACGUCCACUUCCGUCACCGUACUCCCCCGUCUCCUUCCGGGGCGUCGCUCCCAUAUCCUGGUCAGGACCUCCCUCCGUGCAUUACAUCAUUCCAACUCAACUCACCCUCCGUUUCAACCCUCCCUCACCUUUGACCUCUCUCCUGACAGCCUUCACUGUAACAUGAAGGCAAACGAACAUAGGAACCAAAAAGAUGUAACGAGAAGUUCUGCCUCGUUGGGCUGGUGAACUGAGAAUAAUGUAAGAUAGAUGUGAAGGCGUCACACACACAGACUCAUGGCACUUACAAACACAACGGUCCUCACCAGGAAGAAUCGCAGCUGUGUUCAUAUAUGUACAUUAUAUAUAGCACCUUUUUCUAUUUGAUUUUUUUUCUCACUUAUUUGCUAGAGUUUUCAAGUUUACCUUGAUAGUUGAUGUCAUUGUAAAUAUUGUUACAUAUGAGAGUGAUUGGAUGAAAAGCAGGAGGAAAAGCCCUUUACUGUCAUCUGUAGUGUAAUCUUACCUUGGAUAAUCAAAAGAAAAGUUUGAGCUAACCCUGUCCUUUUAAGAAAAAAAACCCCCACAGUCACAUGUUUCUACACAGAAAGAAUCAGCACUUUAGCUGAUGCAAUUGCAGGGAAAUAUUAAAUGCGCAAUUUAACUUAAUCUUCUUCUUAUAGGGUUUCUAUAUUUAGACCUCUCUUUAUCUAGAUUUGGAUUUGGAAAUUAAGAAAAGUAGACGUCUUUUUACAGCUCUAAGUUCUGUAUAUUCGGAUUCACUCCACUACCUACAUAAGAAACAUUUGACAGACGACAGCCUUUUCAGCGGGCUGGACGCCUCUCGUUUGUGGCCAGCAGCUCUGGACUGGUUCCUUGCUCAGGAGCUGCCGGUGGACACUUCGCUCUGACACACACCUUAUUGAGGACCCUCAAGACUUUCAAGGUUUCUGAACAUGAACGUGCGCAUAAACGUACAGGGCAGCUAACAGUAAGCCCCCCCCCAUAUGCUUCUUGAGACUGUUACUGCCUGAUGUCACAUUGUUUUUGUUUUUUAACGUUUUAAUCUUAUUGUUUUCCUGUGAGUGUGUGUGUGUGUGUGUGUGUGUGUGUGUGUGUGUGUGUGUACAGUAUGUUUUUAUGCAUGGUGUUUUAUCCUUUUACUUACUAGAACUGCACUGACCGCUGAACCGAUCUGCAAAGAGCUGGAACAAAUGUGGAGUGAGUUUUGUUGAACGCUCGUCAACCCUGUGGCCGAGCACUGAGUAGACAUUUGGUAGAGACUGGGGCACGUUCAAAGACAAGAGGUGCGUUCUCUAAUACAUGCCAAGGAGACAGGAGCAACAGUAAUCAAGUAUUAAUGUAAAUGUGCAGCGUAAAUCCUCAGUGCCACUACGACAAGUAUUCUUUUCUAUUAUUUUAUACACAGUAUAAUCACAUCCCCAUGUGUCUGUUUUAUUUUUUUAAUUAACAAUUCAAUCAGUGGUGGUGUGUACACUUACUCAAGUACUGCACUUAAAGGGACAGUCCACCCCAAAAACAAAAACCCAUAUCUUUGCUCUUACCUGUAGUGCUGUUUAUCAGUCUAGAUUGUUUUGGUGUAAGUUGCAGUGUUACAGUGUGUUCACACCGGGCGCGAGUAAAAUAUUCACCUCGCUCUACUCGUGCGAGUUUGACCGCUGGAAUAUUUGUUUUUACUCGCAACAUUCACGCGAGUCAUUUGCGCGAGUAACUGUGUGUUCACACCGCUAGUAAAUCAGACAAGUAUGCCGGCCAGAAAGCAAGCUACAUCGGCUAGUGCUAAUUUUGUUGAUAGAAACGUACAGCCGAUAGUUGGAAUCAAUUUUCAAAACUUACCAGGCAGACCGACCUCCUCACUCACUUUCCUCCACGCCAGGUCUUUCUUGGUCCGAAGCUUAUAAUUUGGGGACGUAACGUUAACGUCAUAAAGCUCAGGGUGGCCACAAACAGCUAUUAUUAGCUUGUCCUCCAUUUUCGGAACAACGCGGGGCAGUUGUUGACCAUUGAGGUCCAUCCAGAUGUGGCAGAGAAGUGUGUGAAGGCUACCUGCGUUCUCCAUAACCCAGACACCUACAGUGAGGGCAAGCAUCCCAGUCGCCGUCGGUGAAGUGGAGCCUGCAUUGAAUAUUAGCACCAAAAUAAAUAUCCAUCUCUCUCCGGUGAGUUUUUGGCUUGUGAAAAUCAAUAAAUAUUAUAUCAAUAAUAAUAUAUCUGGCAAGUCACAUGUCUGUCGCCUGAAUAGAUGUUGUUUACUACAGCGAGACAGUGGCAGUUUUUGGCAUGUGAAAAUCAAUAAUGUUCACUGUAUCCAGCAAGUCACAUGUCGCCUGAAUGAAUGUUGUUUACUACAACGGCAGCAGCACGUCAGUGACGUAGGUGACAACAGGAAAAUCUCAAUGCUGAUAGGCUGCCCCGACACAGCAUCAAGCAAAUAUUUCACUCGAGUUCAAUAUUUUGAACUUGCCUGAAGAGGCGAAUGACGCGAAUUUUGCGUUUGCUCCAUUCGCAUUGCGCCAUUCGCGCCAUUCGCACCGCCGGCACAAAUUCGUGUCUAUUCGCGUCUUUACGUUGACUUUGUAUGUAAUCUUAUCGCGCGAAAAAUUCGCCUCGCACCCGGUGUGAACACACUGUUAGAGAUAUCAGCCAUAGGGAUGUCUGCCUUCUCUCCAAUAUAAUGGAACUAGAUGGCACUCAGCUUGUGGUGCUCAAACUGCCCAAAAAAUACAGUGGAACAUCUCAACAGCAAUGUCUCUUUCCAGAAAUCAUGACCUGGUUACUCAAGAUAAUCCACAGACCUUGUUGUGAGCAGUUUCAUGUGUGCAGUUUCUACCGAACACCACUCGCCAGCUGUAUCACCGCACAGAAGGAAGUGUGCAUCUACUGCUAGCUCACCUAGCACCACAGAGCUAGCUAACAUUACAGCUCAGCUAAGGAGCCAGGACGCCAUUAAUGUUUACAUCUCGCACUGUAGCAAGCACGAGCCUCACGUCCAUGAGUACAUGCACCCUUCCUUUUGCACAGUGAUACGGUUGGCAGGUGUAGUUCUGUAGUAAGAAAAUAGCUCCCACAUGACAUCUCUACAGCUGAUAUCUCCAACACUCUGCAACUCACACCAAAACAAUCUAGACUGAUAAAUAGCACUACAGGAAAAAAUAUGUAUUUCUGAAUUUGGGGUGAACUGUCCCUUCAAAGGAAUACCUUUAUGUUUUGGGAAGUAGGCUAAUUCUUCUUUUUGCCAAGAGACACCACUCUCAUGUCUGUAUGCUAACGAAACAGCUACAGCUGGUUAGCUUAGCUUAGCAUAAACACUUCAAACAGAGAGAGCCAGCUGUUUUCCCCUAUUUUCAACCUUUGUGCUAAGCUAAGCUAUAACGACUGUUUGCUGGUACAAAUUUGAGGUACAGGUGCUUUACGUAAUUAUUUCCAUUUUAUGCUACUUAAAACUUCCACUCCACUAUAUUUAUCUAAGAGAUCAUGUUACUAGUUACAUUACAAAUUAUGAUUUUUUUUUCACAAAACAUCAUAAAAUAUGAUUAAUUUGUCCCUCCAAAAAUCUGUGUAAGGCUAUAACUGAGUCCUAACACAUUAGUUUUGUUUGUGGAGUUAGAAUAUUCCAGCCUCUUUAUAAUGCAAAUUAGUCUGUAUUUUCUAAAUGCAGUGACCCACCUUGUACUUAUUUUUUCAAGAUAAGGUCAGUUCUUUACACAGGUUUAUGUGAAAUGAAAAAACAGUUGAAAUACUCUUACUGCACAUAGAUUUUUUUCAACUUGUUUUAAGAAAACAAGGUUUUUAGGACCCAGUUAUAGUGAGAAUUGUAUUUUAAAGACUGGAGCUUUUGUACUUUUAGAGAUUAACUGCCAACAGUAUAUAAGAAUAUAAAAAAAAGCUGCACCUUAAAUAGCAAAAUGCUACAAACAAUUCAUUUUCAUUCUACAGUACUUUUACAUUUAAAUCUGAAAAUACUUAAGUAAGAUUUUAUGCAAAGCUUUUACUUGUAAAGAGUGUUUUUGUAUUGUUGUAUUAUUCUUACUUUAGUGAACAAUGUGUUUACUGAACAUAGAACAGACAACACUCUCACUUGAAACAGAUCUUCAAGGGCAAACCGCAAAGUGGGGCUUGCUUUCUAUCCCUCUUCUCAUUUUUGUUUCCCCACAACUUGCUCCAUCCUCACUGGCCCUGCUCGGUCACAUGACUGGCCAGCGUGCAGGUUGUAUUAAAGAACGCACCCAAUGACUCAACUGUAACUGUAACUGCGUUUGCUCCAGUACAGACGUGGACAGCAUGAUAGGGGGGGCCUGUAUUUGGCAGAUGUGUGGCCUGCAGUGGGUUUAGGAAACACUGACACCCUGUGGCUGAAAAGAGAACUGGACCUGAAACUGCAGUUAAAAAAGUAGAUACAUGUUUGUUGUUGCAGAAGUUGAAGCAAUUCUCACCAGAGCAUGCAAGAUUUCAAAUGUUGACACUUUGAUCUGGAGUUGUUUGAUUGACAAAAACAUUGACAGACUGGAUCUUGUGUAUUUUACACAUAUUUAAAGCUGCAUUCAUUGAUUUGUUCAGGCCACUUGUGUUCGACAGAAAAAGCAUCAUUUACCUUUUAUCAACUUAUAAAGUGCUGAAGUCCUGAUGUUACCACUGGGCUCGCCUCUCUUCCACUCGCUUCUCAAUGGAGUCUUUAAUUCACCAUUUCUUUUUUUUGAGAACAUGUGGCGUGUUCCUGCUGUUUACUACUUGUAUAUUGAGAGAAAUUUGUUUGUGAACUUAAAGUUAAACAAAGACUAAUUUCUUAUAAAAACAAAAAACAAAAAAAACAAAACAAAAACAAUAGCAACUGAAUGUGUACCAGCACCACAACUCAUCAUAAAUAACAGCUCUGUAUACUGAAAAUAUACAAUGAACCAACACAUUCUUACUACUAGCUCGUCAGAUACGGCAGCUUUGUAAGUGGUCCUCUGUUUCCAACUAUGAUGCUCCAGGUACCCCUGUAGCAUCAGUUUUUGGAUGCUCAGGGAUGGUGUGUCAAAUUCCAAUUGUUACAUGCACAAUGUAUUUUCAAAAUUAGCUCUGUGUUCACAGGAAAUGUAGGUUUCGCCACCAAAACUACUUCAGGUUCAGACAACAAAACUACUUGGUCAGGUUUAGAAAAAAAAGACCAUGUUUUGGGUUAAAAUAACUAAAUUUUUUACAUAACUAAAGUUAAAUGUCAUGUGACCCCAAGGGCUUAACUUUAGUUUGAAUCCUAUUCAUGCAUUUCCAUGUACAUUUAGGGACUAUGGUAACCAAACAAUAUCAGGGGAAUAAUUAAGUUGGUCAUAAUGCAAAAUUCUGCCAGAAUAGUACUAAAUAAGCUGAAAAUGCUGCUCCUCUGUGGCAUUUUUUGAGUAAAUCAGAGCAAAAUUAGCUGCUCAAUUCACAUUCGCAGACACAAUCUGACAGCUAGCCAAACAGUACCAUAUCAAGCAUUAUUUUUAUGGUUAAUAUAUAACCAUAUAAUCCUGUGUCACUGCCUCUGAUGGGCUUGCUUUGGAGUUAGUUGAAAGCCCAGUGCAUCUCAGAUGCUAAAGGGUGUCAUCGGAUGCCAAUGACCACUGAUCAAGCUGCUGUAUUCAAUGCCCUGGUGAUGAGAACAGGCUGGUGAACCACACACAUUUCAAGGCUGGACUUUUAGUCAUUUGCAUCAUAACAAAUGUCUGUCUGAUUUUAAAUUAACUUUUUCUACCUACGUAACAGAACCCACAAGUUCUGGUUUUACUUCAGCUUUCUAUACGGUUGAUACAACUAAUGUAUUAGCAAAAACACAACUAGUAGUCAUGGAGCAACAUGACAGUUAAUUUAGAGUCAUGUUUCUGUCCAGUAUUUACUCUCUUUUUGCCCUUUUAGCUCUGCUUUGGUCUCCAACUCUUGAAUAUAAACACCUUGCUCUUUAGCUGCUAGGUAUAUCAUUACUUACGCUAGCUAGUUGCUGACUUAUGCUAGACAGCUAUUUUUCUCACUGAAAGCAGCUUCCUGUGGCUCUAAGUAAGGUGGAUAAGAGCAGGCAAUGUAUUCUCAAACAAUGUAUGAUGUCUUGUGAAAAUACAGACAACAGUUUGUAUAUCUAACAAAUUAGCGCCCCACGAAUGAAGUUACGUCCUUAACAUAAAGUUACAUAGGUUUAGGUAAAGAAACAUGGUGAUGACGUACUUUAAAAAUUCACUCAAAGUUCACACAGUUCUCAACACCGGUCUGCUGGGGGAAAGUCUUGUGUCGGAAAGUCCUGUAUUUUGUGAGAAUAUCCACCGCCCAACCUGCCCCCUUAUGCAGACAACUUCCUAUUUUACUCCCAUUAGCGCAUUGGCCGCGCUAUUACAGCCUUCCCAAAUCUAUGGGUUAUACAAAAAUUUCUGGCUCAUGAUUAUGUGGGAUAUAUACGAAUUUUGGUGCAUUACUUUUGUAGGUAUACAUACAGAUAGUGUAUGAGAGUAGCUUGGAGCAGAGUUUGUGGGCUUGGAAACCAAAACAAAGAGCUAAAAGAGGCUAAAACAGCCAGUAGAUCUGAGGGGAUCUGUGGAGUCCAGUGAGAAUCCUGUGUGGGUUCAUCACUUUAAGCGACCCCUUUCACAUGAAAUGGUCAUUUGUUCCAUUGUUAAUUAAAAAUAUCGAUAAGUGCAGCUUUAAAGACAAACUUCAGGUAAAGAACUUCCACUCAAAAUGUAAAGCGUGUGUUGCUUUAGUAGUUUGAUUCAUCUUGUCCACUCUGACAGGCAGGCAGGCAGAUCCAGGGGGGACUCAGUCUGUUCACUCAUACGUGAUGGGGGUCAAAACCAGCAGCUAUUCAAAGGUUUUCUCCUCCCUUUAGUGUGUGUAUUUGAAGUAGCAGCGAGGAUAUGUUCAGACGCUUUGCUGUAAAUCUCUCUUUCUCUCUCUCCAACAAGCGAGGUGUCACAAGUAUUACAGAGCGCGAGGCUCCAAAUUACUGUCAAACAACUCCUAUGCAAAAAAAUCCCAGACUAAAGCUUUCACUUAGGUUGCUUAGGUUUUGCAGUUGACAGGUUUUAUUAUGUGUCGAUGGCUGAUGUGUGUUCAGUCCUUGUGUAAUAUUGAGUACAGUAGUCGGCGCUCACUUGUGUCCUUUUUUUCACAGCAUUUUAAAAAUUGUACUCUAAAUGAACUAUUGUAAAGAAAUGCAUAUAUAUGGGUAAUAUACAAUCAUAUUUAUUAUUUCCAUACAUCUAUGAAUAAUACACUUUUUUUUUUUAAACUUUCCUCUGCCUUAACUAUAGUAGCUAUAGAAAGGGACCUCUGUCAGUCGAACCAGGCAUCACUAGACCAUGUUUCUUGUCAUCUUAGAGUCAUUUCCUCUCUAUAUGCUCACAUGAAAUUAAGUCUAGUUACUGAAUGUGUUAAUGCCACCUCAAUGUACAGUAGAAUGAAGGUGACGUGUCGUUUGGGAUCACUCACCGGCUUCUCGUGUCGCGCGGAUAUUCCACACUGUCGCUGUUUUUUACGGGAAUGAUAAUGAUCCACGUUUUUAUUUGUGUGGAUGGUGCCUUUUUUUUAAGUCCUUCAUCUUCUGAAGAUGUCAUGGGAACUCUGUCAGGAUUUUUUUCAUUUUGCGUUUGUAUUUCCACGCCUCCUCUGUCAGCUCUUUGGGUCGAUUUCCUCAAUGUCUUCUUUUAUUUUUUCCUCAUUACUAUGUAGCAUAUUGUUAUUUACACAAUGUGGAAGCUAGCAGCUAAAUAUCUAUGUUUUAUUUCUGUCACACCUCUAAAGACUGCAAACGAUCCCGACGGUGGAUUGUUUUCUCUUCUUCUAGAUGUUGUCCUCACACAUUACUGAAGCGCAGUUAUAAGUAUGUUUUGAAAUGCUGUACAUAAAAACACAUUUUAAGAAUUUCUCAUUGAGAUAUUGAUACAAUAAUUGUCUUUUAAUGCACUGUUGUCGCUCAAAUAUUUAGUGGUAAAUAAAAGUAUUUAAUGUUUUUUUAAUGUCUUGCUUUAGACACUAAAGUUCUGGCAGUGCUAUGAAAGUUAUAGGGCAGACGAUGCUCCUCUGUGUGUGUAGAUAUGGACAGACACACAUUAGUACACGCCUAAAUGAAAUCUAGUGCACCUCUAGGCCGCUCUCCUCUCCCAUUUCCUCCUUUUUGAUAGUAUUGCAUGUGCCUGUCUUUUUCCAAUGGAGAACGUUAAGCACUUAUUGUCGCCCUCUCUUAACAGUUUGUACAGACAGACAGACAGACAGACACUCCAUCUGCAAAUCAGAGUUUCUGCGAUGCCUUCAAUGCCCGUCGUGCCGUUCGUACAACAAGCCCUGUUGAGCUUGUGUCACAAAACGUGGUCGCAAUAAUCCUCUCUCCCAUCAGAGCAUCUUUUAAUAAGCGGUUCCUCAUUGUGAGAGAAAUUCAAAGAUGUGGUCUGACAGAAAACAUUUUGUAAUAAUCGGUGAGCUGCAUCAGCAGAAUGCUUUGCAGGUUGGGGCGUCUGUCCACUCUUCUACAUGCUCUCUGUAUUAUGUGCGUGUGCGCGCGUGUGAGUGAGUGUGAGAGAGUGUGUGUGUGUGUGAAUGUCUUGGUGUGUGCGCGCACAGGUUUGAAAUAUACAUAUGGCCUAAAUGUAUUGUCUUUUCAUAGCAUUUAUAGAUAAGGCAGCAAUAGCUAAGCGCAGAAAAAUCCAAAAAAAAAGAAAGAAAAAAGGAAUUAUUUAGCUGCUUUUAGCAAACUUGUCCAAAUCUCACUGUACAAAUGACUGUUAAAUGAGAAAAAGUCAUGUAUAUUUAUUUUAUAUUCUCUAUUAUAAUAAAAAUCUCUUUUGUCUCA